This is a messenger RNA of Miscanthus lutarioriparius, 1485 nucleotides long. The record is from the annotation of a GenBank genome assembly. Lineage: Eukaryota; Viridiplantae; Streptophyta; Magnoliopsida; Poales; Poaceae.
AUGGCGGCGGCGGCGGUUGCCGUGAGCGGCGGACACUGGAGGAGACUGCGGACGCUCGGCCGGGGCGCGUCGGGCGCCGUGGUGUCGCUGGCGUCGGACGCCGCGUCGGGGGAGCUGUUCGCAGUCAAGUCAGCCGGCGCGCGCGACGCGGCGGCGCUGCGGCGGGAGCAGGCGGUGCUGUCGGGGCUGUCCUCGCCCCACGUCGUGCGCUGCGUCGGCGGCGGCGAGGGCGCGGAGGAAGGGUCGUACCAGCUCUUCCUCGAGUACGCCCCCGGCGGGUCGCUCGCCGACGAGGUGGCCCGGAAUGGGGGCUCGCUCGAGGAGCGCGCCAUCCGUGCGUACGCCGCGGACGUGCUGCGCGCGCUGGCGUACCUCCACGGCGACCGCUCCGUCGUGCACGGCGACGUCAAGGCGCGGAACGUGCUGAUCGGCGCCGACGGGCGCGCCAAGCUCGCCGACUUCGGGUGCGCGAGGGCGUUCGGCUCCGCGCGACCGAUCGGCGGCACGCCAGCGUUCAUGGCGCCCGAGGUUGCCCGCGGGGAGGACCAGGGCCCCGCCGCCGACGUCUGGGCGCUCGGCUGCACGGUCAUCGAGAUGGCCACCGGCCGCGCCCCCUGGAGCGACACGGGUGACGACGUCCUCGCGGCGGUCCACUGGAUCGGGUACACGGACGCCGUGCCGGAGGUGCCGUUCUGGCUGUCGGCGGAGGCCGAGGAUUUCUUGGCGUGCUGUUUCGCGAGAGACGCCGCCGACCGAUGGACCGCCGCGCAGCUCUUGGAGCACCCGUUCGUGGCAUUUGCGGAUCAUGACGACAAGGCCCGGCGGUGGGUGUCUCCCAAGAGCACGCUGGACGCCGCAUUCUGGGAGUCCGAGUCGGAGUCCGAGGACGACACGGCGGACGAGGUGUUGUCAGGGAAUGAUGCGUCAGAGAGGAUCAAGUCACUGGCGUCCUCCGCCUCCGCCUGCGCCUUGCCCGACUGGGACAGCGAGGAGGACGGAUGGAUCGACGUGCUCGGCGAGCAGCAGCAGGUCGAGGCGGCUUGCGGCGCGGUCCCGGUGGCGCGCUGCGCGCCAGGCAAAGUGUCCAGCGCCCUGGCGGUGCCAGCUGGGGAGGUGGCUGUCGGCGGCGGCGGCGGCCUCGGCCUCCCCAGUGAUGAUGAACUGGAAGCAGACGACGUGCCGUUCGGUGGCGGCGAUGUUCCAGCAGCCGCGGAUGCUUCAGUUGAGCGUCAGGAGAAACACUAUUUGAGUUCGCACUGUCAUGUAGCACUCUCAUGUCAGUUAGUGCCUUGUAAUCUAGUCAUUAAUGCAAUAAAGUUAUGGGUUCCCACAAAUUUUUGCUGUGCUGCUCUGUUCGAUUCCCCUCGUCAUCAUAAUACUCUGCUCAUGCCUAAUUUUCAUCGGUACGCGAGACAGGCCACGAUCGGCUCUACUACAUGCAACGGCCGCACGUGCAAUAUAGGUAGAAAUAAUCUGCCACAGUAA